AUGAAUCCGAAACUAUCAUUGUCUUCAACUGCCACAAUGAACAAUGGACAUAAAAUCCCAUUACUAGCAAUAGGAAUGGGUGGAAUGGGUCAAGGUCAUAGCACUCCCAAAGGUAAGACUGCUCAAGAUAUCGUCUUAUGGGCCCUGGAAUCCGGAUACAGACACAUUGAUACUGCAACUCUAUAUCAAAAUGAAGAGGAUAUUGGAAUUGAUCAACUUUAUGAAUCAACUCUUAAAUCUGUCGAAACUUCUUUAUCGAAAUUUCAAACAUCUUAUCUCGACUUGGUGCUAGUACAUAGCCCCAAACCUGGUACUCAAAACCGUCUUGAAUGUUAUAAAGCUUUACAAGAAUUAGUUAGGCAAGAAAAAAUUAAAAGUAUUGGAGUCUCAAAUUAUCGUGUAAACCAUUUAAAGGAGUUGAUGGAUACUAAUCCCGAAAUUAUACCCACCGUUAAUCAAAUUGAGGUUCAUCCUUGGCAUACUAGAAAAGAAAUUGUAUCAUAUUGUAUUGAACAUAAUAUUAUCAUAGAAGCAUUUUCUCCACUUACAAGAGGAAAAAAAUUUAAUGAUCCUACUCUCAUUGAAAUUACUAAGAAAUAUAAUAAAUCCCCUGCUCAAAUUCUAAUUCGUUGGGGCCUUCAAAACAAUUUUAUUGUUUUGCCAAAAAGUAUGAAUAAAGAACAUAUAGUUAAUAAUACAAAUGUUUAUGAUUUUGAGAUUGAACAAGAAGAUAUGGAAACUCUUGGAAAUUUGGAUGAAUCUUUUAUUACUACUGGAAAAGACGCAAGCAAUUGGGAUUAA
Cetraspora pellucida is the source of this 801-nucleotide messenger RNA. The record is from the annotation of a GenBank genome assembly. Lineage: Eukaryota; Fungi; Glomeromycota; Glomeromycetes; Diversisporales; Gigasporaceae.